Messenger RNA from Populus euphratica (Euphrates poplar), 792 nucleotides. RefSeq lists its product as uncharacterized. Bases 134 to 670 code for a protein of 178 amino acids. The transcript has 3 exons. Lineage: Eukaryota; Viridiplantae; Streptophyta; Magnoliopsida; Malpighiales; Salicaceae. Gene Ontology annotation, molecular function: ubiquinone binding. Gene Ontology annotation, biological process: cellular respiration. Gene Ontology annotation, cellular component: mitochondrion. The record is from RefSeq and is a predicted model, not a curated record.
UCCAAUCCUCCAUCCGUCCAUCGGUCUCGCGUUGCUGUCCAAAUUGGCGCCCUUCGCUGUGGCAAUAAAUUAUUUGUGGUCUUUUAACAAUUGAUUUUCAUUCAUCCAAAAUCAACAUUCACCUAUAUUUACAAUGUCAACCUCGAAAGCAAUCCGUUCCUUAAUAACCCGUGAAAAUGUAUGGAAACAUCUCUUCAGGUCCACAAUAAAUCAUAAUAGCCACAAAUUCGAUCAAACUCGAUGCUUGAGUAGCCUUGCCGGUAUCCUGAAACCAUCAAUUAGUAGAGUAACAUACAAUAACCGGAAAGAUUUUGAUCUCGCAUCAGGAAAUUUGUACAAUAACACUACUAUAAAACGAGGGUUUCUUGGCUGCGGUGACGGUGAAGAAGGCGGUGUUUUAUCGAAGGUUUACGAAGAGAGGCGCGUGUUAGGGUAUUCUCCUGAGCAGUUAUUUGAUGUGGUUGCUGCCGUUGAUCUGUAUCAUGGGUUUGUACCGUGGUGUCAGCGGUCGGAGAUACUGAAACAGUACCCAGAUGGAUCAUUUGAUGCGGAGUUGGAGAUUGGUUUUAAGUUUCUCGUCGAGAGUUAUGUUUCUCAUGUAGAAUUAAAGAGACCGAAGUUUCUCAAGGUAAACCCAACUGCUUCUUGGUGUGAGAUUUGCAUCUAUUAAAUGUCUCUGAAUGAGAAUGCUAAUUGUGGAUUCAAUCAAGGAGUGUGGCUGAAAUUUUAGUGGCUCUUUUUGGCAUCGAAGUUCAGACUUGCAGGUAAAAGGAGGUAUAAAAAAUAAAAAAA